Acyrthosiphon pisum (pea aphid) is the source of this 429-nucleotide messenger RNA. RefSeq names its product zinc finger MYM-type protein 1-like. The coding region runs from base 1 to 429 and encodes 142 amino acids. The record is from RefSeq and is a predicted model, not a curated record. The transcript has 4 exons. Lineage: Eukaryota; Metazoa; Arthropoda; Insecta; Hemiptera; Aphididae.
AUGUUUUACAACAAAUGCCAUGUAGAUCAACUAUCAUUUAUUUUUCGGUAUGUUCAAAAUAAUGGCAGUACGGUAGAAAGGUUUUUAGGGUUUUUACCCAAUUCUGGUCAUAAAUCUGAAGAAUUAGUAGAUGCUGUAUUUUUAGUUUUAGAUUCGCAUGGAUUAGAUAUAAACAACUGCCGUGGUCAAAGUUACGACAAUGCAUCUAACAUGUCUGGUAUGUAUACAGGACUUCAAGCUCGCAUUAAAGAAGUUAAUCCUUUAGCUACAUUUGUACCAUGCUCGGCACACAGUUUAAAUCUUGUUGGCUGUCUUGAAACAGCUAUUAUGGCCACAUUAUGGAGUGAUAUACUAGAAAAAUUCAACAAAACUAGUAAACAAUUGCAGUCAGUUGAGAUUGAUUUAGAAACAGUGUGCUCCGAGGCGUAA